This is a messenger RNA of Pseudozyma flocculosa PF-1, 2700 nucleotides long. RefSeq lists its product as uncharacterized. Gene Ontology annotation, biological process: phosphatidylinositol dephosphorylation. The transcript is spliced from 2 exons. Gene Ontology annotation, molecular function: phosphatidylinositol-4-phosphate phosphatase activity. Gene Ontology annotation, cellular component: endoplasmic reticulum. Lineage: Eukaryota; Fungi; Basidiomycota; Ustilaginomycetes; Ustilaginales; Ustilaginaceae. The record is from RefSeq and is a predicted model, not a curated record. The coding region runs from base 1 to 2700 and encodes 899 amino acids.
AUGCCCGCCAGCUGGACAGCACCGCCAUGGUCCGCCUCCAUCCCAGUCCCAGAGCAGAAGCUAGGCCUGGUGGUCACCGCCGACGGCCUCUACGUCCUCCCGCGCACCCGCUCCCCCGCCGAGCUCAACCACGCCCACCGCUCGCAUCACGGUCACGCCCACUCGGCCUCGACCCCCGCCACCACUGCCUCGGCCCCGCCGACCGACGUCCAUAGCAAGGGCAGCAGUGCCGGCAGCAGCAGCAGUAGCAGCAGCAACAACAACAACAACAGCAACAGCGGCAGCGGCAACAACAAGUUCAACCCUUUCAGCGCCGCAAAGCGCCUCACCAAUGCCAGCCUGGGCCUACGUCUGGCCGCCAGCCCGUCGCCCUCGCCCUCGACAUCGCACACCGCCUCGCCAGCCGUACAGACGAGCUCCUCGCCUCUUCCCGAUGCAGUGCGAAUAGGCUGGGGCAGGGAAGGAGGGCUGGACCGCGUCCCCUACUCGCAAUGGAGCUCCCUCUUCGACGGGCAACGGGACGGCGCUCCAACCGCCGAGCCAUCGACCAGGGCCGAGACCGAGUUCGAGGAACUGCUCGUCCACGGCAUCGUCGGCCUCGAGCGCCUCUUCAACCGCGCCUACCUCUUUGUCGUCACCGGCCGCAAAGAGGCCGGCGAGAUCGGACACCCGUCCCGCAAAGUCUUCUGCUGCUCUGGAGUCCUCGCCAUCCCGCUCGACGAGGAAAAGGCCCGCGAGCUCAUCAGAGCGCAGAUCGCAAAGGAAAAGUCGCACAGCUCGUCGUCGGCGGCGGCGACGGCGGCGGCGGCUGCGGCUGCGGCCAAGGAGGGGCAGAAGGGGUCGAGCGGAGGCGAUGACGACGACGACGACGACGACGACGGGUCUACCGAGGACGACGAGAGCGAUACGGAAGACGACGACGAGGACGUCAUGGACGACGUCGAGACGCCUGCUGCCAUCCCGCGCGAGCCGUUCUUCUCCGACCGACAGCUUGGGUCCGGCUCCGCGACGGUCCGCGCUCCCAAGUCGAGGCCGUGGUCCAAUCGGGACAACGUGCGCACGUUUUCGCAGAGUCGGCUUGGGACAGUCGAGACGCACGAGCACGAGGCUGGCUCGGGCGAGACGGACGAAGUCGACCUGCCCACGUCGGACCCUCUUGCGGCAAAGGGCGAGAAAGGUGAGGCAGGCAACGAGGGCGAGGGCGACGACGCGCAGCAGGUGCAGCAAGACUCGGCGGCGGAAGCGGCGUUGUCGCCGGACGCCUCGCCAGACGAGCAAUGGCGGCAGGCGACGCGCAUCGAGCUCGAAGAGAAAGUGGUCAAGGAGACGAGCAAGCACUUUGCGCGGGGCGAGUUCUGGUUCGCCUACACGUUUGACCUAACCACGUCGAUGCAGAAAAAGUACGACGCCCUCGCCGCCGCUCAACAGCAGCCGCAGCAGCGCAAGACGGCGGCGGCGGCGGCGGCGGCAUCGUCAGCCCAUCGAGAGGCCGGGUCCGAGACGACGGCAACGGCAACGGCGACGGCAACGGCGACGGCGACGGCAACGCAGCGUCCGCUCAUGGACGAGCCCCACGCCAACCUGGCGCUCUGGAGGAGGGUGGACCGCCGUUUCUGGCACAACGAGCACCUCUGCCGCGAUCUCAUCGCCGCCGGGCUCGACGCCUUUAUCCUACCACUCAUGCAGGGCUACCUGCAGAUCGUCCCGCUGCCCCUCGAUUCGAUCGCUGGCGACGAUGCCGACGAACCAGCGGCCGUCGCGGGCGAAGCGUCUUCGUCGGCGAUGGAGACUGAGACCGAGAUGGAGACGGAAGUAGCGCCCGCCGCGACGCUGGUGGUCAUCUCGCGACGGAGCAAGGAACGCGCCGGGCUGCGGUACCAGCGCCGAGGGAUCAACGAAGCGGGCCAGGUGGCCAACUUUGUCGAGACCGAGCAGAUUCUCUUCCUCGACCUCCAUCCCGCCUCUCCUCCCUCGUCAUCAUCGUCGACGACGACGUCGAGCGCGAUGGCGACGGAGGGUACGGCGCACCUCUUCUCCUUCUACCAGAUCCGGGGCUCGAUCCCGCUCUUCUGGUCCCAGUCGCCCUUUUCGCUCAAGCCGCCGCCGGUGCUCGAGCGCGCCCAGGCCGAGAAUGACGAGGCGUGCCGCAGGCACUUUGACGUCCAGACGCGCCGGUACGGCAAGCUGGUCUGCGUCAACCUAGCCGAGCAGGGCGGCAAGGAGGGUGUCAUCUCGAAGCGCUACCGCGAGACGGUGCAGCGCCUCGCCGCCUACGCCGACGAAGGCGAGCUCGACCGCGACGACGCCGUUGUGGCCGGGACGGGCCCUGCUGCGACCACCAAGAUGGUCGGGUACCGCGACUUUGACUUCCACAAGGAGUGCGCCGGGAUGAAGUUUGAAAACGUGCAAAACCUCAUCCGCGAUACGGCAUCGACGCUGAGCCACUUUUCCUUUUUCCACCUCUGCUCGCCCUCGCCCUCGCCCUCGUCGACGCGGGCCGGGGGCGCCCAACACGAGGUCCGAUCGAGACAGAGGGGCACGUUCCGCACGUCAUGCCUCGACUGCCUGGACCGCACCAACGUCGUCCAGUCGGCUUUUGCCCGCGUCGUGCUCCAGGGCUGGCUCGAUGGCGUCGGCAUCGGCGGUCAGGCAUCGGCCUCUGAGUCCUCCUCCUCCGCCGGCGGCGAGGGGCCAAAGUGA